Molecule: messenger RNA, 18630 nt
Organism: Porites lobata
Lineage: Eukaryota; Metazoa; Cnidaria; Anthozoa; Scleractinia; Poritidae
Source: the annotation of a GenBank genome assembly
GACUAUUUGAGCAUUUACCAUCAAAGCAACGUUCUGAUUGGCAGAUAUUGCGGUAAUUUGACGAACAAUUUGGCAGUGAUGGUUGCCGGGAAUUACACAGUGAUUAAAUUCCACUCGGAAGACGUUAAGAAAGAAAAGCGUGGAUUCAGAUUGCAUUUCAAUGAAUUACCUCGAAGUGGUGAGUGGAGUCAAGGAUCGACCCAAGCCUAAUAUAUCUGUUUGCUCGGGAAAAUAAUUCUCAAAAUAAAUAGUUGCUGAGGGGCUUUAAAUUUGACAGGUGAAAAUUUCCCUCCUAGUGGAGGUUUUGAAAACUAGUGAUCCUUUGGGUCUUUCUGCAAAUUUUCUUGUUUCAGAUUAGACACAUUUUAUUUUGGCCACAUUUGAUGUCUGUUUAAAUCAUCUUUAGACUUGGAAGGCGGGAGUCGUUGGUCACUUAAAAUUUUAAAACGACCCAACACAAGCCCACCGAAGUUAAUGGCAAUUUAGAACCCUGAAAUUUAUCAGGAAACAAUAAUGGAAGGUAUUCCCAUGCCAACUACUUUCUCUAUGAGUGUUACUUUUUUAAAAACUGUUUUUCUGCACUUUGUAUCCAAAUUCGCUAUGACAACAUUUGAUGCUUUGUACUAUUGCGGUCGACAAGAGGAGCCCGCAAUCCUAAUCUCCAGGUUGUUAUUACGCAUGCGUCACAUGUAUGUAGCCAGCAUUCGUUUGGACUUCCACUAAGAAUGGAUGGAAUGCACAAAACGCAAUUUGAUCACGCGCGUUUCGACCUGCUACUCCUCGUAAUCUGAUCCGCGCAUGUUUUGACCAUCUGUCAACUGAAACGUAGGCAAAGCACAGCGUUGGAGCAACUGAGCGUUUGGAUCUGCGAUCGUUAUCGCCCUCCUAACCUUUGGUUAUUACUAGCUUAAACUUUGUUUGCCAAUGGGUUUGGCAAACUUUGGUCAGCCAGUAUCAGUUUUUUAAAAGUUCUAAGAAAGGUCGGACGGUUCUGUUGUACAUAGUAAUAAAUGUAGACUUCAAUUCCAGAUACUCGAUGAAAAUAUGAAAAAAGGUCGCUUUCCAGGUGACCUCAUGGGAGGCAUCGUAGAGAGCCAAAAUCAAGUAGCGAGUCAAACCAAGAUGAAGGCCAGAAAAGGCAUGAGGACACAAGGCAUAACGGACGUUGAAACUUUCAACCGGAAGUUCAAAGAGACUUUUGCAGAAACUGGCACCUUCCUUUUUCGACUUCAACGUAAAAAAGCAAUUCAAGUUGUUGUUGUUUGUUUUGUUUUGCUCCUUUUUUCUUACAAAAAUAAAGGUUGCUAUAUUUGUAAUAAUAUAUGAGCAAAUUAUUAAAAAUGUACACACUUACAGAUAGAAAAGAAAUAAACGUAUAUUUUUCGAUUAUCUCUUAUUUUCUUUGGCAGACCUAUGUGGUUCAGCGAUGGACAAUACACUGAGAUCCCCUGUAUACGUACAAAGUUAUCCACCAAAUAUGCACUGCGUCUAUAAUAUUUCACUUCCACAUGGCAAGGUGCAAAAACUUACAUUUCAAAUAUUUGAACUGGCGUUUGAUCAAGAAUGCAGGUGAGAGUACUAUUUGUUGAUUAAGCCCGUUUUCCAUGUAAUCUGUAAAGGCCUGCGGUAGCCAAAAGCUCUAUUACCAUAGUUGUCAGUUCUAGCUCUUUGCCGACAGAGUAGUGAACGUGAGGCUUCAGUCUGCAGUCUUGUCUUCAAGGAAAAUCUUCAAUUCAAUCCUCUUCUCAACUGAAAGCUAGUGCAAGUUUUUUUUCUCUGAACUUAAGUAUCCCAUUAGGUAUGCCAUACAAAAGAGUAUCUCAUCAAGAGAUGAAAUUUUAAGUCCAUUAUACGAAAGAUAGUUUCGCAUGUUUCCGAUUAAUUGAUCUCAUCACCAGAUUAGCUCGCGGAGCAAUACGCAUAGCCGAAGGGUAACAAGAACAUCAUAAUUCGGGUGUUUAAGGUUGAUAGAAACAUAAACUUGACUAUCUUCAGCAUAGAACAUGUUUGUCUAUACCUGACUGAAAAAAAGGUUGUCGCUUGAAAAGUAUAAACCAUGAAAGGUGGGACCUAAUGGAUUUUUGGGUUCUUUCCAGGAAUGUUUACAUAUCGAAGCUUUUAGCGACGAUGCAUUCCAAAAAAGGUCAAAAGAAUGAAUGAAUGAAAUACCUUGAGAAAGAAAAGAGACGGGGAAUGGAAUAAUCAUUUGCUUUGUCACACAGUAUAUACCGGUAACAGAUGCUAGGGUAUCAUUUAUAAUAAAAUUGCAAGCUAUUUUUGGUGACAAGGAUACCAAUCUUUCCGCUGAAAACGCUAAGUUCACGAAACAGUCGUCAUCUUUGUGUUGAAAAACCAACGAAAGUGUUAUCACCAUACACAUAUGUAUUCUGAACAGAAGCAUAUAAAAGGAAUUUGUUUAUUGCCAACCCGUAAAUGCUGAAUAUUUCCUUCGCAGAUUCGACUACUUGAACAUUUCAGAUGGUGAUAAUUUUAUCGGCCAAUACUGCGGUGACCUAACGGGAAAAGUUAUUUUUGUUUCACGAGACUACCUGGUGUUGACAUUUCACUCAGAUGAGAUAUUUGAUCCUAACAAAAGAGGAUUCGAAAUCAUUUUUGGGGAAGAUGUUAACGCGCCUGGUAAGUGAAUACAAACAUCUAUAACAACAACAUCUAUAAUUCAAUACACAGUCAAGAGAAAGGUUAUGAUAAUAUAUAUGAUCACGGAAGGGAAACUUCUUUGUUCUUAUAUCAUAUGGAAAUGAACGGAGAUCAGAGUGGAGAAUAUGUUCGCGGAGUUUCCAGUUUUCCUUGUCUGCAAGUAUAAUGGUCAAGGAAAAGACUGAAAACAUUUAGUGUUAUUUUGAGAUUGCUCUCGAAAAAAGGACCGGUAAGUGUUGAAUAGCCUAAACUAGCCGACAUUUCGUGACCCCACAACUGGUUUUCCGGCUGAAUGACGCCUGCAGAUACUGAUCACGUGUCACUACCCAGAGCUGGGUAGUGCUUCUCAUAGGUUGUCGAAAACGAAAUUUGCCUCAGCCGAUCAGAAGCACUACCCAGUUCUGCGAAAUGACACAUCAUCAGUGUGGAAUUUCUAGCCGUUCUUCAGACUUCACUUCUCGGGGAAACCAUUGGUGGGGUAAAUCGACCGUUUUCUCAGACCCCGUAUUGAAUUAGUUUUACUUUGACCGUAUCUUUCAGCACUAUGUCCAGUAGGAUGGAUACUCAGCCUUCAUGGUUCUUGCUACAAAAUAUCUUCCAACAAACUGGACUGGAACUCAGCGAAGUCCGCCUGUAACGACCAGGGAUCAAGCCUAGUUAUACUGAACUCGUUCGAUGAAAUAGGAGAGCUGAUCAAAAGAACAAAGGGCCAAACGUGGAUUGGCUUAAAGCGGGAUCUUAUGAACCAUUCAAGCUGGCAAUGGGUGGAUGGGUCUGACGCUUUUUAUAGCUACUGGUUGAGUAGAGAGCCAAACAAUUACGGAGGCAACGAAGAUUGUGUUGUAAUGAACCCCCACAUAGGAACAUGGAAUGACCAAGGGUGUUGGAUAUCUCAUUAUUACGUUUGUGAAAUCAACGGUAACACAACUUUCUAUAAUAAUAAGUACAAUCAAAAAGUAAAGUAAAUUGUAAAUUGUUUAUUUAAGUUCGCAAUAAAUCUGGAUAUUUCCCAUAAAGGCAAUAAAGGUAGACUUCUUGUAUUAUAAUAAAACGAAAAUCUUUUAUAUUCCAGCGACAAAAAUACCAGCAGUCAGCGAAACAACUUUUGAUUCCUCUGCUUAUGAUAAUAUUCGUUCAUUUCAGAAAUAUUAGAGACCUUUAGAUUCUAGGGUGAGAACGACUACGAGUACGAGAUUUCAUUUAAAGUUUUUUUCGCGUAUUCUCAAAUAAUAGACACCGUGGAUAGCUUCAUUCUACAUCUUUUUCGCCAAAAAAAUUAGCUUUAUCUUUAUUGAAUGAGGUUAAACUCCCAGCUACAAAAUAAUAACACCUAUAACACUUUAUAACUCACUUGUGACCGCUAACACACUAACUCGUAGUAGAAUGACGACAACUAUCACGUUUCCCGCCAAAAUGACGCUGGUUCACACGCGCGCACUACUGAGUAUUGAGGAAAUAGAAUCUAAAGGUCUCUACUUGUGUUUCGCAGGUUGCCCCCAGGACUGGAUUCAAAUCCUCGGCUGCUGUUACAGAGCCUUUUCUUACGCACUGGAUUGGUUCGCGGCAGAAUCGGCCUGUAAGGCAAUUGAAUCUAGUCUUCCUAUGGUGACUUCACGUGCUGAACAAAAUGCCCUUGGCUCAUUUCUAACACAAAGCGCGUGGACUGGUCUGCACAAGAAUCCCAGUCACAAUUCAAGUGGGGUUGGUUUGGUCAGUGGUUCACAAGGUAGUUACGGUCAUGAAUUACGCAGUCAAUUGGAAAGUUUAACGGGCGAGGGAGAUUGUGUAGAGAUAAAUUCGAAGGGACAUCUGAAAAAUAGAGACUGUAGUCAUCACCAUCGUUACCUUUGCACAAUAUCGGCAGGUAAGUAAGAAAAUAUCAUGUGUUUCUGGAAGAGUUAGAAUUUCUGUUCCAGAUUAUGCUUGUGUAUAUUGUAUAAAGGUGCCAGUCAAGAAUCUUAAAAAAGGUACCACUCUCUUGAAAGAAAUGGAAUAAAAAGAAGACAGAAAAAUUAAUACUCGAUAGCAAGGUCCAUUAACCCCAACCGGAGCGACCCACUCAUAUACUAAUCACGGCGUUUCCACAAUCAUCAAGUAAUUUUAGAUUCAUUGUAAAGUACUUUUUCCAGCAAAAAUAAAUAAGCCCCCGGUAAAAAGCACGAAAUGAAUUUUACUUUGCUUAUCUUUCACACUCUGUCUAUAUAUAUUUUCAAAAGGAACUAAGUGCAGAAAACCUUCACUGCGGGAUGAUGUAGUUGUUUCACCUUCCGAUUGUCUUUUACCAACUCACCCACAUGGAAAGAUUUGCUCUUUUUACUGCGCCCGUGGAUAUCAAAUCAGCGGUCCAUCAUCUGCUCGUUGCGGGAUUGGUGGAUCAUGGAGUGAAGAUGCCAACACCAUCGUUUGUGAUGGUUUGUAUCUCGAUUGUUUAAGUUUUCCUUCUCCCCUCAAUUGUAGCGUUAAAAAUAAGCCAUUGUUUACAAUUUUUUGGAUUGCUGUCAAUCCAACCCGAAAGCUAUUGAGUUUUGCAGAUUAGAGCUUCCAGAUCAAGGUAUUCUUCCAAUUAGUAAAUGGGACGCCUUAUACCAAGUUUAUGCAGCAUUUUUUUAAUUGUCAUCUUUAUAUAAAUAAUCUUCAGUUUUAAAAUAAUCAUCACCACACCUGCAGCCAACACUGCCACCACCAUUACCACAAUUAUCGUUAUGAUCACCGUCAUUACCAUCAUCAUUAUCAUCAUCAUCAUCAUAAAAAAAACAACAACAACAUCAUAGUGAUAAGUAUUGCUACAAUCAUUAGGACCACAUCAUCUUUAUCAUCAUUACCUUUUACAUUCAUCAAACCCAGCUGCAUCGGUUAAUGUCAUAGCCAGAUUAUCCAGUCAAAGAAGAGUGCUGUCCGAGAGCCGUUGUUGUUUGUUUAUAUUCAAUAGAAUGUGAAGAAGCUCUCGGUAUGGGAGACGGAGAGAUCUACAACGGGCAAGUCAUUGCUUCUUCGCAACUGGAUGCCGAGCAUGCAGCCAUCAACGGUAGACUAAAGGCUAUAAGAACUUCAAAUAAAGUACGAUCGUGGUCACCUUAUACCAAUAAUGUUAAGCAAUGGUUGCAAAUAGAUCUGGGCAGUCAAGAGCGUACCCUUGUAGCAAAAAUUGCUACUCAAGGGGAAAAUACUAACAGCACGUGGGUCACACAUUACACAUUACAGUACAGCGACAAUGGAAAUAAGUUCAAUGUUUACAAACAGCUAGGACAAGGAAAAGAAAAGGUGAGAGGCCUCUUCUUCGCGAUCGCCAAAGUUAAAAAAAGCAGUUUAGCCGGCAUUUCUCCACCAACCUUUAAAUACGUAUAUAUUUUUCUCGUGUGCACAUUUGGUCAGAGUAAAAAUAUGUCUGGCAACCCGCUCCCUUUGAGGAAUGCAGCAAGAAAUGAAUUUAUUGACUGAAUUUAACCCAUGUGCGUACUACCUGGAUUUUUCAGGUGUUCGAUGGCAACACAGACCCGGAUACCAUUGUUUCUCAUAAACUAAAUCCACACAUAACAGCACGGUACAUCCGUUUCCUACCAACCGCUUGGCAUAAACACAUCUCUAUGAGGGUGGAACUCUAUGGAUGUAAAGGUAAUUAAUAAACAGAUAACUUUUAUUUUAAAACAUUUCCUAAUUAAGUUUAAAUCUCAGACUUGGAUGUAUGAAGUGGACGCCCAUCCCCAACCUCCCUAAGCAGUUUACAUUUAUCUCAGAUACCUUUUGACAAAACUUGGCAACGCACGGUUGCUUAUUUUGGUUACGAGAUAUGAAACUAUUAAAGGAGAGAGUUCAAUCUAUUUCCGAACAGUUUUUUACAGUUUUACCCUGAAUAUGGAUAUUAUGGUAACAAACGAAUAAAAGUGACAAAGUAUAACAUGAUACACGAUAAAUUACCAAAAGAAGGAAUGUACAAAAGAAAAUUCUCUUUAGCAUUAGAAGAACUGAGUUAAUAUUGAGAUUCAAUUUUAAAAAAUAAAAUCUUUCAUGAGUCAAUCUAACAAAUGAUCUUUCCUUAGGGACACCAAAAUAUGGCCACUGGUUCCUAGACGGUUCUGAUUUAGAUGUAAGGUUAGUAUAACAUAUAAAUAACCUACUGAAGACACGUUAUGACAAUGAUGAUGAUGAUGAUGAUGAUAAUGAUGAUGAUGAUAAUAAUAAUAAUAAUACUCAUAGUCACCAUCAUCGUUAUCGUCAACGCCUUUCAUCAUAGAAGAUUUAUCCAUGAUAAUGUUCUCCAUGCAUUUGACAGAUAUUCACAAGUCACUUUGUGCAUGAACGGAGACUCCCUCCAUAUUUUCUCGUAGCUUCCAAAAACUUCGAAAGAUUUCUUGUGGUAUGCUUCUUUUAAGCUUAAUAUUUCAUAUGGAUUUAAACCACAGGCAAAACAUCGGAAUUGUUCGAGGCAUCGUGAUGUCACGUGCGACAUGUGAUCCCAUUAUAUCAACAUCUGGGAUCAAAAGGUGUAAAAUUCUGUGUUUUGCGAAGCAUUUCUACCGAUCACUUGAAUGAAGCCGAGCGCGGGCUUUAUGAAAUACAGUAAAUGUAUGGGAUCACAUGUCGCGCGUGACAUCAAGAUGCCUCGAACAGUUUGGGUGGUCCGCCUGUGUUUAAACAUUAAUUACUAUAAUUUUCAUUUCGUAGAUUUUUUGGUGCGGUCAACUACACUGAAGGUUGGUGCCUUGGAAGUAAAGCGGCGUAUUUCAGUCAAAAAGGCUCCUUUGUUACUGUGCCCAAAGUAAACAUUACAAACUGCGACUUUACAAUUGCUUUUUGGAUUAAAUCCGGUGAUACAGAGGGACCUUUAAUGGCGAUUUGGUCUGUGAGCGGAAAACUAUUUUACGCGGCAAUAAAGAAUUCCAGUGUCAUCUUGUCGAUACAUAACACUAUAGCAAAAGCAAACUUCGCAAUCAGUGACUGGAAUCAUGUUGCCAUAAUCUGUGAGGAGUCUAAGAUCAAGGUGUUUGUAAAUGGAACAGAAAUUUUAACAAAGGAACAAUGGAACGAGUUCUUCUUCUUAUCGUCAGACCAUCUUGAGACGGAAAAUGUGCUAGGAAAUCAUCCAGUCCUGUUCAAGUUGCCAUUGGUAAAUAAACCUUUUGUCGGGGCACUGAUGGACCUUCAUGUAAUCGAAACUGCCUUGUCUGCAAAUCAGAUUUCUGACUUGAGCAAAGGUAAUCUGUUUAGCGAGUUUAACCAAAUGAGUUUUUGAGUGACGCACGUCGACUGGAAGUGAGACGUUUUCGUUCUUGAUACAACUUGACGCUGCCGAAAUCGUAAUGCCUCGUUGUCGUGCUCUUAUAAGGGACUUUUACGAUCGGCGGACGACGCGACGGCAGCGUAAACGUAGCUCCACUCGGGCGCAAAUGAUGCUACUCGGGCUACAAAUAAACUAUAUGCCCUCCAAAAGUCAUUUGAUUGUCCUAGUGUUCUAUAAAUGCAUGCGGAUUACACUUAAAAAACGGAAGUAAUUUUAAGGUGGUCAAGAACGUGAGCGUCUUGUUAGACGAGAUGUCUAGACGGGGCUGAUUAAAGCAGCUGGAGUGACAACCAUGCAGUCGCGAAAGAAUCCCCAUAUUUUGGUGCUGUAAUCUUAAUUGAUCAGAAACAAAAGAAUUAAACCGAAUCCCUUGUAGCCUACACACAAGUAAAUAACUAACUGAUGACGAUAUAUUUUUGUGAACCUAAGGCACGCCGAAAACUCCAGUUAUUAACAAGAAGGAAAGCAAGUUAAAUGGUUGCACAGUAAACCUCACAUGGAGUCGUGACGUGUGUGCCACUACGAAGAACACCAUACGCUUUAGGGUGAUAAAUCCACAGGGCUACAGAGCAGAACGCCGGGUACAAGAACAUACUUCAGCGAAAUCAUAUCGUCUAUUGACACUUGACUGCGACAAAAUCUAUCAGAUUGAAGUGUCUUCGUGGAUUGGAGAACUCCAGAGCGACUGGUCUACUCCUUGGCAAGUUCGAACUAACUCAUCUAAGAUAGAGCAGCAAACACAAGACGUCUACUGUAAGUACUGCAAGGGAACAAAAUAAUUAUAGAUUGCCUUAACCCAAGCUGCUUAGGGCCUCGUCACCCGUCGUUGCGUGACUAGUCAAAACACCGUCUACGUGGAAGGCUACUUCCCCCAGGACAAGUAAGGCUUUAUACCCGUUCAGAGCCGUAAAGUCAUGGAUGAUGCCAUUAAAUAAGAAACAAACCAGAAAAUGCCGGCCGCAAGAAAAAUCGUCCUAGAUGUACUUAUAAUUAAUUCAUCUCUCUAUUAUCUUGAUCAGGGUAAAUGGAUGAGCAGGUCAUUGCCACAAUAAUGAGCGACGUAUAAUAUAAGUCACGUUCAUGCAAACGAGAAAAUUUUCUACCUUACCCUACGCGCACGGUCAUUAUUAUUCAGAAGAAGGCCUAACUAACUGUGCAUUAUCCUCUUCAUAAUGUCCGUCAAUAUUUUUUUAAAUAUAGGGAGAUUCUACCUAAUGAAGUCACAAAAAUUCCGUGAAAGAAGCUUCAUUACCCGAACUGAUAAAACAGCACGAAAUUCCAAGGCAAAGGCAUAGUUACUUGAUAUGAAAAAAUCAUUUUAAACUUGAAAAAUCAAGUCAAAUGAAGCCGUCUUUUUUACAACAGACCUUUUUGGCCACUUCCGCAGGCGAGAUGGGGAAAACAAAAUAGAUUUUAAAAGUGAUAUAUGCCAAAAGUUCAGAAUGCAAAAAAAUACAAAAACAAACUCCCGUAACCGAGACAAUAACACCUAUCCUCUUAUGGAUGACGUACAUGUAAAUUGCAUGCAUUCCAUAUCUUUUACAUUGAUUUAUUUCUGUCUUUCUAGCUAACGAUGACGCUAUAAAAGCGUUGGGAAUAGUUCUUGGAAUCACUGCUACUCUUGCGGCAGCAAUUCUCGUAGGGAUCUACCGAAGGAGGCAAAAAAAGGGAAGAACGGUAUGCUUUAAUGGCACUGAAAAGUCAAGAGGGUUUACUCAACGCUUGUUUACAAAGUUGGACACUAACACUGACACUCGCGUCAUAUCCGACAAUUUCUUCGAAAAGUAGUCCUCCGAGGAAAUAUAAUAGUUUUUCUCGGACUCGAAAACCGAUUUGUUGUCUUUUUUUUUGCGCGGUGUAUUUUCCGAUUGACGAAAGAUCUAAAUACAAAAUCGGGUCAACUUUUCUGUUCACCAUAUGUUUUCGUUAGAAAACCGGGCAGACAAACCGUUACGUAUAAACUGGCCUUUAAAUUAUACAUUACAAUAUGUGCUACAGGCCGUAACCUUAACAGGAAGGUGCAGUGUGUUUCUUUCGUUUGUUUGUUUUUCUGGUUUUCGCUUUAAAUACAGACGACAGGUACGUAGCGUGCUCGGGCUAGAACGAAGACAGACAUGCGCACUGGACCCCCGUUUCAACUCUAAGUCAAAUUGUACUCAAGGAAAUCGAGUCACUUCUAUUGGUCUCCAUAGAAAGGAAUUUUCCGUAAUGCGUCCAAGCAACAGAGGCAACGAAGCCUUUCGAAAAGUGGGGGUGGGGCGCACGUGCUCAUCAAAGGGUCUUUUGUACACGGGUUUCCCUGUUCAAAGAACCCAAUAAGGGCGAAACAGGUGUCCAUGGCUGCCACUGCCCAAAUUUGACCACCGCCUUGCUAGCUCAGUUGGGAGAGCGCUGGUUAGCUGAGCGCGUUGUUCGUUGUGAAGAUUGCGAUUUGUGACAAUGCAUCAGCAGGCAUUUGUUUAGGCGGUCCUGAUUUAUGAUACUUUUUAGGUAACAAAUCGUCUAGUGAGGGCACGAAAUGUGCGCUUUGCAGUUGCCGAUGUCCCAGUUAAUGUCAAAUACAUCCGUAAUGGCGAUUGCAGACUUUUAUCGGGGGGGGCGGGGGGGCUAGGGACCACCCUGCUCCUCCGCUUACGCGGUAAGAAAAACCGUUCUUCCGACGCAGUUUCUUCAUAAAUCGAUCAUGUACAAAACACAAUUUUUUACUAAUAUUGGAUGUUUCCUAUUUAGAUCCAAGAAAGAAAUUGUUCAUUUUAUUUUACUGGAAGUCCCGCACCAGCGAGUAACCUUCAUGGAGGAACUUGGUCGAGGGGCUUUUGGCAAGGUUCAUAAAGGUGUGAUGAAGGAGGUAACAAACGCAAAUAUAUAUCCCGAUACCAGUAAAAGAAAUCCAAAUGUACAUUCCAAGAACAGCCUACGAACAUUGAAGGGCAAUAAGGGACGAAUUGUUGCUGUUAAAGUCCUUCUUGGUGAGCUACUAAGCCAUUUUCGAUGAAUGUUUACAAAUCAUGUUCGAUUAGCACGUUGUUAACGUAAAUGAAGUUUGUGUAACUUUAGUAUAGUCGAUCGAAGUUCACUUCCAUGUGGGAUCAAAGGUUUCUCUUCCGACAAUCUGGCGGACUCAUAAAACCUGGUCUCGGUCGUUCUUAUUGAAGGAUUUUCUUCUUCUGUCGCCAAAGAGGCCGUUGAGGAGAGCUUCCGCUGUAUUUUUUGCGUAUUGUUGUUCUCAAGUUAAAAAUCUAUUCAACUGGUGCUCCAUACUAGUCCAAGUGGGGAGGAUCGUCACGUGACAAAAACUAAUCACGGCUGUGUAGCAGACUACAAUCUUGGACAAAAUAAAAUGGAGCAGCAAACCCCCAUCCCCCCCCAAAAAAAUCAAGGAUGAAGCCGCGCGAAGGGCAAAAACGCGCCAUUUUCGCAUCCUUGAUUUGGGGGGAGGGGGGGGGGGGGGUCUAGGUUUUCCAUUUAUUUUGUGCACGAUUGUACCUCCAUGCAGGACCGGAGUCUUCCUGUUCCUCUGCGGUCUCUUCUGCCUCAGACUUGAGCUUAAUCAAUAUGCCAUGUCACUUCCUUUGCGUGGGUAAGCAGCUCACAAACCCUCUAGAUAUUGUUUCUCUUGACUGAUUUUACCUGAUAUCCUUUUGUUCAUUAACUCCCGUUUCUGUUUAGAAAAUGCUGGAGAGGAGGAAAAACGACAGUUUCUUCAGGAAAUUGACCUAAUGAAGGACGUUGGAUCGCAUCGAAACAUUCUUACCAUGCUCGGUUUUUGGACUCGGUCAGAGCCCAUUAUGUUGAUCAUGGAGUAUGUUCCUCACGGAGACCUUCUGAGGUGGCUUAGAAACAAAAGGCAGCAAAUAAAGCUUGUUACUGUAUGUAUCGAUUUUUUGCCAUUUUCUCACUAAUAAAAAUUUAUAUCAGCUUAUUUGUUGCCCCGUUUCAUUUCCUAUAAAUGAAUAGCCUGGAGCAUUUCUCAAAAUGUAAAGUAAAUUCAAAUUUUUUGAACAUGUCUUCAAUUCCUGUUAACUAAUUUAUGAAGCAUUGAUAAUACAACCAGAAACAUGACAACGACUCUUUGGGUUAAAAAAUGAUAAAUACAAGGGAGAGUAGACAGUAUAGUGUACCAUGUUGAAAUUUAGGUAUAGGUAUAGGUGUAGGUAUAGGUAUAGGUAAAUCAUUAAUAUUCACAUACGUUUCUGCAUACUAAUUCGGUAUAGGUAUAGGUAAAUCAUUAAUAUUCACAUACGUUUCUGCAUACUAAUUCGGUAUAGGUAAGGUCUCAGCAUUUCACGUACCGUUAGUCAGUUAAUUAUGCGAGUUCGCAAGCCCAAAGUUGAAUACAAAUCAGCUCUACAGUAAGAACCCAAGGGAGCACCUUGGCGUGUUUUUAUAAAAACACAAAACAAUUAAUAAAUUAACAAGGAUCAAUUGAAACACGCGACUAAUAAAUCGCAAUAAAACGAGCCACGUUUCUUAAGACACAACUUUAUGAUCAACUUUAUGAUCCUUUAUUAAAAUAAUUGCAAAAAUAUUAGAUUAAAGAUUCUAUUAAAAUAGUCAAAGAAGGCAAGCAAGGAUCAUAAAGUUGAUUUCUUGUGUCUUAAGAAACGCGUCUGGUUUUAUUGCUAUUGAUUAUAUAGUCGCGUGUUUCAAUUGAUCGUUGUUAAGGUAUUAAUUGUUUUGUGUUUUUAUAAAAAUACGUCAAGGUGCUCGCUUGGGUUAUUACUGUAGAGCUAAUUUGUAUUCAACUUUGGGCUUGCGAACUCGCAUAAUUAACUGACUAACCGUACGUGAAACGCCUCUAAUUUGUUUUAACCUGAAUUUUCGGCAAAAUUUAGGGUGACAGCAAAGAUCAUGACCAUUGUAAAUGAAGCAACUAGCUGCAACGCCAUUUCCCACAACAUUUCUAUCACCUUGCAGAGCUUGUCGCAGUCUAUAAUGAAAGACUUUUGUAUAUUUAAAACACCUAAGGAGAGCCAAAACCACUGCAGUGGAGAAAGAAACACUCCUUUAACUGUAACAAGGAAAAUGUAUGAAUUUGCUUUUACAUUCUACAUCCAAAGGUUGAUAUCGUUUUCUUGAAAACCGGUAAUUUAUUUGGUCUGAAAUCAGAAAAUAUUAUUUCUAAAGAAAGAAAUAUCUUAAGCUGUAGCUAUGUCGUAUGGUAAUUGGGCUUUCGUCGGUGUAGAAAAUGAUCUUUUGGCUCGGAUAAAAUUGCUUCACCAGUCUAUAUUAUAUAGAAUAUUAAUUUGUAGACCAAAUCAUGUUUGAACUACUUGCAGCUUACAAAGAAGAAUAAUGACCAUACCGAUGUCUUAGAAAGUCAGAAGAAAAACAUGGAUGGUCAGGAGAUAAACGAAGGAAAGGUCAAAAAUGAAAAACAAGGGCAAAAUGGCUCCAAACAACUGCAAGAACAAGAAAAUUCACACAAAUCCAAGGAAACCGAUGUUGACACCAAUGUUGAGCGCCUACUUGAAAUACUACCUCAGUGUUCAACUUUGGAAAAACAAGAGACAGCAUCGCUGGGGCAGAGCUCGAGAAAUCUCCCAGAAGUUGCUGCAAGCCUUGUUAUGGUAGGAGGCGAAGGACCCACUCAUCAGCUCAUGUCCUAUGACGAACCGAAGGGAAGCGAUGGAAUAACCCUGACUAUAGAAACAGAGGAUAGGAACAGCGAUGCUAAUCGAAAGCAAAAGGAAAUAGAAAGUUCGGAAAACGAGAAAGGCAAGUCCAAAGGUGAUGCCAUGAAAGUAUACGUAUCAUCUCCAGAAACCAAACCUGGUAAAGAAGAAAACGAAAAGAGGGUACCGUCAUUACCACCGAUCUUUAAAGACGACCAGUUUCCUGAAUCCCAUAAAAGGGCCACUGUGAAAGCCUCUACAGAGCACGACGAAGGCACUUGUGACAUCGACAAUAAAGAUCUCGUUUUUUCUGCAGAUGAUCUGAUGAGUUUUGCGUGGCAGAUUGCUAGAGGAAUGGUAGGUCAAGUCUUUGCUAUGGGAAAGGAAUCAUACGAACAAACACUAACAAUACAUCCGAAAAUAAAGAUUUUGUUUUUUGCCUUAAGUUUGAUAUAUAUUCGACAGCGACUAUAACGUGAAAUAGGGGCACCUCUGAAACUAUCGCACGUAUAGUACAACCUCACAUCAUACGCGUUGCACACAAACCGAUAACCACUUUACGACGACGAAUUACCAACGUCAAAGACAAAAGAAAAACUGGAGGACAGACAGGGAGCAGUUUACAAGAUAAAAAGCUACAACUGCCAGGCUACUUACAUUGGUAAGACCGACAGAAACCUUAGCACGCGACCGACUGAACACAAACGAGACUCAAGAAAUGGUUAUGUCAACCAUCACAUUGCUAAACACCAUUUACAGACGAAACAUCAAAUCAGCUUGUAUUACGUAAUCUACAUACUACUAUCAACGACUCAUUUUAGAACGCUGGUUUACAAACUUAAAGCAAAUCCCACUGAAUCGUAAUCAACAGUUACCGGCACCAUACAAGUUACAAGAGAAUGACUGGACGACCGACAAUUUGACUAACAAUAAACGACUGUUAAACUCUGACAAUAGACGGAUCGAAACGCACCAUAGUCUUCACAGAGUCUUCAUAGCCAAUAGCAUUACGGCUUAAUUGGCAGACGACCAAUGACAUCGCGACUUAAUUGACCAAACAGGCCAAUAAUCUGAACUGACGUAAUCCAACUCACUUUAACUCUGAAGAUGACUCCCGCACAGGUUGUCGAAACGUCAUCCAGUCACUGUCAAAAACAAGCCUUUUAAAGACUUCGUUCACCCGAACGAUCAAGGUUGAAACUGCUUAUGUAAUGACUCCUGGGUUCACACCUUUCACAGUUAAAAUAAUCUGUUGCGCACAAAAAGGGGUUAAAAACUACUCAAAAAAUGGCCUUACCUUGUUAUGUUAUGCCAGAACUGGUAAGUAAAUAAACAGCUACAAUAAAGAUAUGGGUUCAGGCAAAGCGCUAACAAGUAGCUAGAAAAGGCUAAGUUUUUAUCAAACUUCCUUUAGGAAUACUUGGCCAGUAAAGGAUUUGUUCAUCGUGAUCUGGCAGCCCGUAACAUCUUACUUGGUGAAAGCAAAGCUGUAAAGAUUUCUGAUUUUGGAUUGCUACGCCGCACAGGUGAAAGUGAGAUAUACGAGGUGGCAACCGUUAAGGAACUACCCAUAAAAUGGACAGCACCUGAUUCAUUGCAGACUGGAAUUUUUACUUCCAAGAGUGAUGUGUAAGUUAAAAUUAAAUUUUGCAAGGUUUGUUAGGCCUGUUAACACCUACAACACAGGUAUAAGAAAGAGCCACAUACCAAGACAGAGAAACCUACUACUGGGUCAUUUCCUUCCUAUGCGUUGUUCACCAUAGGCAGCUUUUGGACAUUUUCCUUAAUAAAAGCUCUUCUAACAGAUGUUCUAAAACAUUAAUGGCUAACACGUACCAUUAUCACUUAUGAUCCCUUUCUUUUAAAAGGAAGGGGUAUGGGUUCCAAUUUACUCUAACCAAAAGAAGAUUGCAUACGUCCUAGCUGACGAUUUUAGAGCCUGUGUUUAAACCCUUUGUUCCCAGUUACACAAUAGGCCACUUGCACGAUGGCGUCAUUUUACAACUACUACCAGAAUCCUUCAGGGCUUUGCUUUCUUGUGCAAAUUAUGGCUAUUUGUUUUUUACACUUCAUUGGGUUUACCAAAUUUAAAUACCAAAGAAAAAACGAAAUGAAUUCUCGUCUUAGAAGUAAAAAGACGUCACCGUGCAAAUGGCUUAUAUACUGUAUUUCUCUCCGUCCUCCCAUGACUACCAUGUAAGGGGCCACCUUCCACUGAGUAAAACUCUGUGUCAUUGCAUGCUUCGCUAAGAACCUCGUGAUGAAGAGAAUCACAGCAAGUGGUCAGCAGGCUGUUAAUUUGUUCAUACCAAGAUACCCUUCUGAAAUGUUAGCAUGCAAUAAAACUAUUGACCUUUCCGACUACAUUUGGAAAAAAUGCAAUUAUUGAUGUAAGGAUUCUAAGGCAAUCAAGAGUGAUUUCUCUCUUCCUCUCAUCCGAUUUUUUUAUAUUAUAAUUUUUAAACUGUUUCACCGAUUAUUUGUUUUCAUCAUACUGUACCUUAGAUGGUCCUUCGGAGUUGUUUUGUGGGAAAUGGCUACCAUGGGUGAGAUAUCUUUAAUGCUUUGACUGAUGUUAGAGUUAUGAUGAUUGUCCAUUGCAUUUCUUUGUUUGUUUUAUUAACAACGUAAUUUCGUAUCCAGAUCUCCCGUCGACGUACCCGAAGGAGAGAUCCGGUCAAAUCCGUACGUUGCGUGCUCGCCGGUCAGGCGCACUGAUUUAUAACAAAGUCCAGAUAAAAUGCGCACUCUGCUUGGUUGCAAAUGCAUGCUAUAUGAGAGUAUAAAACACACAGCUAAAGGUGUCGCAUCAUCAGCCGAAAGUUUGUUUUGAAAUUAAAAAGUAAUGCAUGGGGAAUUUAACGGAUUCUUUAUCAUGAAACAAAUAAAGAAGCCUUGACACUGUGCUCUGUUUUGUUGAAAAGCACGCAGGAAACGGCAAAAGAACGUAAGUAGGGAGAAACACUCCACUAGGUCUCCGUUUCCCCAACUAUUCUUUCGUGCUCUAGCUACUUCCGGCGUGCUUUACGACAGAACAGAGUAUAGUCAAAGCUUUUAUAUUUUUAACUGUUUUUACCUGACCUGAUCUCGUACUCGUCUUCGUCGACGAGAGAUCUGUGUACAAGAUCACUAUCAACGUUGUGAGUCAAUGGUCACGCGCCACAAUAACUAACAGUUCUUGACAGACGUAAUGUUAGCUUAAAAGUUCUCUAAACCUUCCCCACUGAUAUUUAAAUUGAACAUUUUAGGGGGAACUCCUUAUCCCAGAAUCAACCAUGCCCAGUUGUACAAUCUCCUUAAGAAGGGGUAUCGCAUGGAACAACCAAACACUUGCAGUGAUGAAAUGUAAGUAAACUUAUUGUAAAUGGCUCGCAAUUAAUACUUGUACCAAACAAGAAACAUAAUUAACAUCUUUUAAAAACAACAUCGUUACGCUAUGGGCAUGAUCAUCUUUUAAACGUUCAUAACAAAGCCGCGUUCUCGACUACUUCUUUCACUUCAUCGGUAAAACGCCAGGGGUAUAGUACAAUAUACUUCGAUUGACUUUAUCAUGACAAUCAUGACUCUCUGGAAGGUACUCAUGCGACUUGAUUGCGACAAAAAAAUCAGUGCAACUGGCGAAUAUAACGCCAACGCAAGUAGAUCGGAGGCAGAAAAGAACCAGGCUCAACUCAUUCACGUUUCUUUGAGGUCAUGAACGUUAAGAACUACCCGCUAUUAUUUUCCUCUUUAAAACCGGGAAUUCCAUCUCUGCUAUACUACUCACAAGGGAAAUUUCGUUUUGCUGAAGUAAAAACCAAAUGUUAGGUAAUCUCUCUCGGCAAAACAACGUAUUGUAAAUAGCUUGAACCAAGAGAGGAUAAAGGGGACAGAGAAGACAUCCCCCAUACACACCCUAUUCCAUAGGUAAUUCGUCUCGAGUUAUUUUAAAGACCACAGUUCCCAAGGGGGAUUAGACGACAGCCAAUCAAAUAGCACGAAUGAGUUCCGCGUGGAUGACCCACACUCAGGCAGAACAAAAUGGCGAAAGACGCGGAGAGCGAUAUUGCUAUUCGUUUUGUCCACGAAAAAGACUACAGAGAGAUUUCUGCUAAAGCUGUGUUAGCGAAACGGAAAUUAAAAGAGAAUCGCCCUUCGCCUCUUCUACAGAGCUAACAGCACAGCAGGGAAACCCUUAACACACUGAAUAGUCUCUCAGGAUCAUUUAUAAUUUACAGUUUGAAGAGAGCAAUUUCUGGUUUGAUAUUUAUUCUUUUAUUAGUCUUUUAUUAUUCAACAAAAAUGACACUUGGCGUCCUAUUUGCUUUAUUGUACAACGACCGGAUUCAAUAAACCGGCGAAAUUUCUCAUGUUAUUAAAGCACUAAGGUUACGACAACUUCGAGUUAAACUGAUUUCACAGGUUGUCAAAGAGUCCAGCGAUUCCCUUUUCCCAGGUGAGCGCCGACUCAUUUCGCGUCAAUAUUCAGGAAUGCUCUCUAUCUCUUUACGCUUUCAUUGCCUUUCGCCCGACAUGUUUUGCACGGCGUUUAGUCAUGCGAAACCCCCACGAAACAUCCACGCAGCGCGCGAGGUAACUUUAUCCCGAUUCUAAAACUAACUCGAGACAAAUUACCUAUGGAAUAAGGUGUGUAUAGGGGGUGCCUUCUCUGUCCCCUUUAUCCUCUCUUGGCUUGAACCCAUUAUUCGUGUCGUAACUAGGUGAAAUGUGAUCAUUCAGUGAGUGUCUUAUCGAAAAGACUGUUGUUAACAGUGAUUGCGUAUUCGAGAACAGUGAACAUCAGAGAUCAAAGUGAGUUGCGUGUCGUAGCUUGACGACAAUUUUGGAUAGCGUCAUAAUUGGCCAAGUUGAACAAAGCAUAAACCAGCAUAAUUUUUUCUCGACAGAUACAAGUUAAUGCUGGACUGCUGGAGGGAUGAUCCGAAUGAACGACCCUCAUUCACCGAAAUGAUACCAACCCUUGAACAAAUGAUGACAGCUGAUACCCCAUAUUAUGAUUUCACACUGUUAGAUGAGAGCCAGGAAUGUUACAAUGAUCAAUGCCCCAGCACCAGCGAAACUCUCGACACUCGCUUGUGA